AUGGCCUUGGAAAUUGAAGACCUGAAGACGAAAGUCAGACAAGCGCCCCGAGGCAAAACACUGAGACGCCUGAAGCUCAAAGCCACAGAGGCCAUGAAAAGAUUCGACGACAUGGCAAAACAUCAUGCGACCUUCAAGAUGCAGCUCGAAGACCUAAGUGGUACUCUUGGGUGUUUCAGCAGUCAAUCUGAAGGGGUGUCUUCUGCAGAUAAUAGUCCACGCAGCUCAGCGGCUGGACUCCCGUCAGACUUCUUCGGUUCAUCUUCGAGUUCCCCACGAUCAAAACCUGCGCGUCAGCAGUUCCCGCCCAACUUGUCUUCCAAAGCUCAGCAAGCAGGCCAUGCCACCACCAACACUAAGCGGCAAACACAGUCUUCGACACAAGUAUCAAGUGCAAUCGCACACCCUAAAGCUGCAUCACCAUCAAGCAUGCAUUCCACUACUGCUCGGGGAACGUUUCAAGACUGCAACAUCGCCAAGAACGUCCAACGGGCAUGGGUGAAGUUGAAGAGCAGCCUGCCGCUGCCCCAGACGCAAAGAAUGUUUGUGCAGAGACUGGCGGCACCGACUCGGUCAACCUCUCAAUGCGGGCAAACUCUGACCUUCCAUGCGAACCAAAGUUGGCGCGAUAGGAUAUACCCAAGAAGCAGAGGAAGAUGGCGGAAGACUUGGACCGCAGACGAAAGGGUCGCCGUUGCGAGCAACAGCAACUUGGGCCUAGCAGAGACAGGCAACGAGACCGACAAUGGCCCUACCGUUGUCCCAACUGGCAUGCCGAACAAGCAAGCGGAGUCAGAGAGGGGGGGAAAUGGGCAAGAUAAGGAAAUCUAUCCAUCAACAACCACAGCGGUGCCGGUAGAAAGCCUCAAGAAGCGUAAGAAAAAGACAAAAAAGGUGAAACAGGCGACCAAGUCGAGCUCUGGUUUAUCGAAACCGGUGCCACAAAACGGUCCCCAAAUCAGAAGAUCAUCAUCCGGGAACAGUGCAGGGUCAACGGGGGCAAUCAUGGUAGAGUCCCAAACAGGGCAGGAUAUAAGAACGAAAACAGGCGUCGCUUCACCUCUGUUAUAUCCGGCAUCCAGUGACAGAUCAGGGUCUGGCAUAAUGACUCCCGAUACAGAGUCGUCAUCAGCCCCACGAAGCGACUUGCCAGCCGUGUCUCGCCGCCAAGCAAGCAUGCCAUGGGCUGGAAUACACCAACCAGCACCAAGCUCGCCGACAGCAUUGGAAAGGCACAUGACUCCUUUCCCGGACCGAACCGAAGCUGGGACUCCUAUCAACAGUCGAGCCCUCCCUGCAACACCUGCUUCUCAGUCGGCUCGCAUAGACUUCACCUGGGGCCACUACAGCCCCAAUCAGCGCAGCCUUCACUCGCAGGCCAUUACUCCGCCUGAAUCUGUGCAGUCUGUGUUUUCGUCUCCCAUGGACUCUCGUCUUCACAAUGGAGAUUGCGUCGAGUCCGACCCCUCCGGAUGUGGUACAUCCACCACAGGUUCAGACUGCUCGUCCCUAUAUCCAGGAUUUCAGCAUUAUGCAUCGCCUGCGCCGAUCCAGCCAGUUCAGCCAUCGCAGUUUUUCCACCCAAUCCCUUCUUGGAUGCUACCCUCACGUUACAUGUCGCGCUCCGUGCCUAUUGACGUGAGCAUGCAGAUUCGCCCGCCGUCAGAGGUGGGUUCGGAGGUGGGUUCGAGUCGAGGAGCCUUGUCGGAGAAUGAUGCUGAUGAGUAUGAGCCGGUGAGAGAUGAUUGA
Messenger RNA from Pyricularia grisea, 1749 nucleotides. RefSeq lists its product as uncharacterized. The coding region runs from base 1 to 1749 and encodes 582 amino acids. The transcript has 3 exons. The record is from RefSeq and is a predicted model, not a curated record. NCBI's taxonomy places the organism in Eukaryota, Fungi, Ascomycota, Sordariomycetes, Magnaporthales, Pyriculariaceae.